This is a messenger RNA of Prorocentrum cordatum, 1269 nucleotides long. NCBI's taxonomy places the organism in Eukaryota, Dinophyceae, Prorocentrales, Prorocentraceae. The record is from the annotation of a GenBank genome assembly.
CGGCGGGGGAGACGGGCCAGCGCUGGUACUGCCACUGUGGUGCGCGCUACUCGACCUCCUACGGCGUCUGCAUCGAGCUGAUAGAGGAAGAGCUGAACCCGCCACGUGCGUACUACACGCACGCGGAACACCCCGAGGAGGACAUCCGCAGGCCACCCGCAUUGCACCCGACGGCGUCGGCGCGGACGCUGGCGGCGCCGAGGGCGGCUCGCCGGCGGCGGACUACGUCAUCGACCGCACGUGGACGCGCAGCGGCCUGCACGCCAGGGCGCUUGAGCUGUCGCCGCCCCCCGCGCUGGAUUCGGACGGUCGAGUGGCGCGGCUGGUGCUGCCGCGGCGGCCGGCGGAUCUGUUGAUGCUCCGGGAGUUGAGCCUGGACCGCCUGCGGGUCACUUGGUGGCCGCACCGCGGACCGCGGCACGGCAUCAACGUGGCCGUGUUCACCAGCGCCGUCUCGCUGUGGCGCCACGAUCCGUCGCCGCGCCUCCCUGCGCUCCGGCGGGCGAGGCCGCAUCACCUGGACCAGUGGCUGCUGCUGCUGAGCGCCGUCAUCGACCUCCCCGCUAACGUGUCCAUCCCCUCGUGCGCGGCGCGCUGGCGAUGGGUGGACUUCAACGGAACACAGCCCGCGUUCGCCAACGUGGUGCGGCUCCCCUUGCGCGUUGUCGAGGCAGACCAGCCACGACUGGGGGGGGUCGCGGCCCUUCGUCCUCUGGGGUGGAUCCAUCUGCUUCGGCACCCCUGUCGAGAGAUCGUCGAUGCGAUGGGUUCACCCAGCGGGGUAAGAAACCCCAGUCGUGGCUGCACGGCGAGGUCGUCUGCAGGCGCCGCCCCCCCACCCUGCUGGAGCUGGCCCUGCCUCCGCGCCAACGAGAAGGCGGGCGGAAGGAGCUGCUGACCAGGUGCCUAUGGGUUGCGGCCGCUGGGACGCUCCUGCUCGCGUGCGCCUUGCAGGUGCUGCUGCUGAUGCUGGGCCUCAUGAUGUUCGUGCGGCAGGUGCGGGCGGCGGGCGCGCGGGGCUGACGGCGCGGGGAGGACCGCUGCGCCUCCGCGCCACCCCCUCGAGCCGCUGGAGGGCGCCCCCCCCCUCCUGGCAGGACGCAGGGGCUCCCGCUCUGACGCACGCGCGCGCGCGCGCCGCUCGGGCACGGAGCGCGGCGCGCGCCACAGAAGCGUGCGCGUGCGGCGCGGCACCGGCGGCUGGCGCGUGGGGGCGGCCGGCCCAGGAGCCUCGGAGAGCGGACCCGGGGAGGCGCGCGCCGCGGGGAG